This is a messenger RNA of Closterium sp. Yama58-4, 537 nucleotides long. Lineage: Eukaryota; Viridiplantae; Streptophyta; Zygnematophyceae; Desmidiales; Closteriaceae. The record is from the annotation of a GenBank genome assembly.
AUGCCGAGCCACCCCCCAUCUGUCGCUCGCUUUCCUCCUCCUCGCGACGCCUCUCCAGAUCUUCCUUCUGAUGCUCGUGAUCCCUCUGACGAUGAGCGGUGGUAUAACGGAGAAGGGUGGGCCCCGCCUCAGCCUGGGACGUUGUACGCGCGGGACUGGGACAUUCGCAACGACUUCGUCCUGGACGUCCUUCGGUGGGAGCGGCGCAUGGUCGCUGUUGGAGAGUGCCUGUCGGAUGUGGCAACCGUCCUCGAGCAGUUGCACGCCGGCCUUGAGGAGCGGAAUCUCGCUUCCCGCGACCCGCAGUUGACUGAGGCGCAGCAGGCCGUCGUGCGCCAGGCCGCGGCGCAGGGAUUGUGGCGUCUUCUCCGUUUGCCGCUGGAGUCCGAGCGCCCCCGCCAAAACGAAGGGCCGGGCGCAACUGCUUUCCGCCGGGUAGCCAUGGCAGCCGAGGAGUCUCCCCUCCGGCUCUUGCCCGCCCUCGCGUCUUUGCUGCGGUGGAUCCGCCGACGCUUCUACGUGUUGAACCGCGUGUAG